AUGUUAAUUCACCCAGUAAAUGCUGCCGUUAACCGUAAUCAUCCAAGAUCAAGUGAGUGUACGGGAACAUCUUAUAUGCCAAAUAAUUCUUGUUCAAAAUCAUCCAUGUGUACAUCGUGUAUCAUGCUUAACCCCGAACUGCCAUCCUUGUCCACUUUAUCAGCUUUCCCAAUAUGUUGUCUGAAAUCUUCCAGUGAUUGUAAUCCAUCAAGUCAAUCUACUUUCACUCCUAAAAAUGCUGAUAUUCAACGAUGUUUUGUACAACAUUCAAUCACUAAUAAUAACAAUAAUUGUUAUUCACCCUUACCAUCAUUACGAUGUACAGAUGAUUCCUCAGUUGCUGUAGAUCAAAGAUUAUUUACUCCAUUGAGCACAUUUGAUUUGUCAAGAGUGUGUAACGAUAAAUAUACUUCGAGGCCAUGUCAUCAAAAUAAUUUAUCCACAUAUUAUCAUUCAGCAAUGAUCGAACCCAAAACGACCUUAAACAAAUCCGUUGUUGAUCCUUAUUAUCAGUGCAGUUAUUUAAACUAUCUAAGUUCCCUUCAAAUUCCACCGGUGUUUCCCGCGGCAAGAAAUGCUCUUUAUACUCGAUAUACGCCAAAAGAUUGGUAUAAUUUUGAACGUUUGCAAUAUGAAGUAGUGGAUAAAACACUUAUUGUAUCAAAAAAAUUAGCAGAAGAAAGUGAACGUUUAGCACAAGAAUAUGACGAACAGGCGUGGAAAGAUCAAUUUGAUUCAACAAAAGAGAUAUCAUGUGUAAUACAAGAAGUUAAUUUUUGGAAAAAUGAAUUAAAAAAAUUAUGUAAAAAAUUAAUAAAUAAAAUAAAUGAACUGAUAUUAAAACGUGCAGAUAUUGAACGUGGUCUAGAUGACUUACUACCACGUAUUAAAAUUAUACAAGAAAAUUUAUAUGAGCGUGAAAAAAGACAAAAUAUUGAUUUAGUUCAUGAUAAUGUGGAACGAGAGCUAUUGAAAUUACAUGAUAUUUUAAUUGAUGCACAAAAAUCAGCUGACAGUGGAAUGUUUAAAAAACUCGAUGUACAAAUCGCCAUGAAUCGGGCGACACUUGAUGAACUAGAAUUGGAUGCUAACGAUAAAUUUCGUGCGUUGAUAUUAGAAAAUGCGGCACAUAAUUUGAUUAAUACUUCACCACAAAUCUAUUUUUAUCAGGGAACUGAUAAUACUGUGAAAAGUGAUCUAUGCUAUUUUGACUGGCUCAAACGAAUAAAAGAAAAUAUCAAACGUGCCCGUUGUGAAAUAAUACAGUCGGAUGAAUUGUUACGUACACAAACAAAUAUACUGAGAAUGGAACAAGAUAUUUUUAAUCAAUGGGAAACGGUUGGUUCAGCACUCGAACAACGUAUUCAGGAAAUUAAAGAUGCUCGAAAUCGUCUACAAGAUCGUUUUGAUUGUAUUCUUCAUGAAAUAUAUAAUACGGGAAAAACCAUAAAAUUUCUAAAAAAAUCGAUACAGGAUAAAGAAACUUAUACUAAAGUGACUCAAACGCGUAUGUCAUUGUUAUCAAUGCGUCCCGUAUCGGAAAAUAUCAACGAUAGAGAAUAUCCAAAAUUAUUACGGGAAUUAAAUGAUCUUCAAUGUACAGUGAAUAAAUUGAAACAACAACAAUGUCAAGAAGAAAAUACUCUUCAAUAUUUAUUGAGCUUAAAAGCAACGAUUGAAAAUGAUCUAGCUAUUAAAAGUAAUUCAUUGUAUAUCGAUGAACAUAAAGUAGUCGGAUUAAGACGAACGUUUCCACCAUCAUCAUCGUCAAAACCGACUUUACAAAAUGUGCCUUGUAUAUAUUCGGGAUCAGCUAAGCAUCUUUACAAUACACUAUCUGAUCGUUAUCAACAGCAUUCAACGCUUGAUCACAUUAAUAGAUCAGAUCCCAUACACUUUCUUUGCGAAUCUUGA
Messenger RNA from Didymodactylos carnosus, 1914 nucleotides. Lineage: Eukaryota; Metazoa; Rotifera; Eurotatoria; Philodinida; Philodinidae. The record is from the annotation of a GenBank genome assembly.